GUUAUUGUUUGGUAAAAGGAAAAUCGGCAUUCAAUCGAUCGGUGCGGAAUUUCACAAUCGCCACCAACACUCCAAAAAGUGAUAAAAUGCAGCUUCUCGCGCUAGCCAGGGGAGCUCUGGGGGCACGAAUUAUCCUGCGUGGCCUCUCGACGACCGGGACGAAGUGGAUCGAAGUAAAAACCGUCCAGCAAACGGUGGAUCCGUACGCCAAGAUCAGGAUCAACUGUGCCUACAACCUGAAAAUCGUUCCCUACGAUCUUUUGGACUGUCCGGAUUCGAAUCUACUCAGAGCCACCGUCAAAUCCGAGGAAAACAAGGACAACAUCGCCGUGAAGGUGUCCGAGAACCACGUUUCCAUCUCAAACGGCACGAACGACACAGGAACGGGAGGAAAGCUGCCGGAAUGCACUCUCGAAAUACCGAUAAAGGCCGAUCUGGAGAUACGGAACGCUGGAACUACGACCAUAGCCGAUCUGUACAGCGAUGAGAUUGCGGUGGAAUGUACCGGAAACAUUGACACCAAGAGUUUACGCUCUACGAACGUUGCUCUUACCAGCACCGCCGGUAGCAUAUCGUGCCGAGGAAUCACACUAGCCCAAAACGUGGUCACAGUAGCCUGUGGCAAGGGAAACAUUUUUCUCGACAAACUUCAGGGUGGUUCCGUGAGCGCUUCAACCGAGGAUGGCAACAUAAUAGUCAAUGCUAGCUACUCUAAUCAAAGCUACUUCCGGACACGGCGGGGCAAUAUGGAGUUGAAAAGCAUCCACAAGGAGUGCACAGUAAAAUCGGACGCUGGGAACUCCUUUACGAUGAAUGGAUUCUACGGUACUCUGCACGCCGACGUUGGAAGUGAAAACGUUUCGCUGCAACUCUCGGAAACCGUUGGCAAGAACACCAUCCUGGCACGGAAAGCUAAAGCCCUGCAGCUUAAUCUUGCCGACACCGUUUACGAAUCGUCUGCGAUAACGGUAAACGCCUCGAAGCUGGAGUUGGACGGUAGCAUGGAUGAUAAAGCGCAUAAACGGAAUGGCAACAGCGUAACGCUUGGGAAAGAAGGCGCGGAGAGUAGUCUACACGUGGAGGCGGCGGGAUCGGUCACGCUCCGAAAAAUGUCCUGGGCAGAUUCGUUCUCGUUCGCCGGAAAAAUGGAACAGUAGUCAUGUUCUCCAGUUUCAUCGAGGUGUGUUAAGCAUUUAUCUGUUAAGCGUUAGUAGAGAUUAUUUAUUAUAGAACACGUAAAAUCCGGAAAAGAUUAAAACCGCGUAGAAUAUAUGUUCAAAAACUUAAA
Molecule: messenger RNA, 1288 nt
Organism: Anopheles aquasalis
Lineage: Eukaryota; Metazoa; Arthropoda; Insecta; Diptera; Culicidae
Product: protein FAM185A
Source: RefSeq, a predicted model, not a curated record